CAACACUGCAGGUGGUCUAUAAAAGAGGGGAGCGACCCAGCUUGGCCUAGUUUGCCUGAAGACUUCUGAGGGGAAAGCAACGUAUUCUAACAACCGGUACAAUGGUGGUCAAAUUCCAAGUUUUUAAGAAAAGCUCCCCUAAUAGCAAGGUAACGAUUUACCUGACGAAAAGAGAGUACGUCGACCACUCAAGUCAUGUGGAUAAAGUUGAGGGAGUCGUCCUCUUCGACCCCAACUUUGUACAGGACAGGAACGUGUACGUCCAAAUGGGCCUCAUCUUCCGUUUCGGCAGGGAAGACGAGGAGUCCAUGGGAUACAAUUUCGUGAAGACCCUCUACCUCGACACUACCCAGUUGUACCCACCCUUGAAGGAAGUCAAGACUUCUGAGAUUCAGAGGAAUCUUAUCAACCGUCUGGGGAACUUCGCCUUCGCCUUCAACCUUGAGUUCCCUAAACUGGCCAGUCCUUCUUACACCAUGAUGAGGGGCUAUGAGGAUGAGGGCCCUCUCAUCAACAUGGAAUAUGAGGUCAUGGGAUUCGUCGGAGUUAACGAACAAGACAUGGACAAGUGGAGCGUUGCCAAUCUGACCGUCCGACGCCUGAUGGAAUGCCCCGCGCGAUUCUUCGACAGACCCGCGCCCGACGGCAGCAUCACCAAGACCUUCCUGACCUGUUCUGGCACAGUGACCAUCCAGGCGUCUCUCAACAGCUCGGUCUACUUUCCUGACGAAGAAAUCAACGUCAAAGUCUGCCUCAAGAACCACGCCUCCAGGGAAGUUAAGCGACUUAAGGUGAAGGUCGUUCAGCUGAGCGAGGUCCCCAUGUUCAGUACGAACCAGGUCAGGGACAAGACGCUCAUGAAGGCCGAUGACCUCAUCGGCUUAGCGCCGGGUGCCUGCACCAAUCGCGAGUUCGUUAUGGUGGCACGAGUGCCAGCGAGGACAGCCACAGGUAAAAUUUUCCUGCAAGGAAAACUGAGGAAGGACGCUGAGGACCAGCUGGCUCCGUCUACCGUCACUCACCCCACCGUUAGCAAGGACGACAUCUUCGGAAUCUACGUCCAGUACGCCGUCAGGGUAAAAGCCGCCCUCGGGCCGCUCUUCGGAGACGCAGUUUUGGACAUUCCAUUCACUCUCGCCGCAAGGCCUGAGUAAAUGGCAGGAGGAAGAGGAACCGCUAUCGGACAGCACCACGAAGGACGGGAAAACAAAAGACUAAAAUCACCCGACGACGAAGAAGCAGCAGUUUCUACCAAAGGCUUCCUUUGUAACGGCAGCAAAGACAACUCUUAGUCUGUCUGUCUGUCUGUCUAUCUUGGUAUUCACCAACACCCGAUCGCGAUCUCUCUGUGCCUCGUGGUGUCGUCAUUUUUCUAUGCAACAAAGAAAUUCACUGACUUGUAAAUAUGCCAUAUGCUAAUGUAUUCAAUCACUGUUUCAUUAUGACUAGUAUUAAGGUGAUGUGAUGAAUUUAAUAAAACGCUGUAGGAGGAGUUAUGAGUUUACGAGAGGGUAUGAAUGUGCGGAUGCAUGACUGGCAUUGAAUGUGUGUGUAGUAUGCAUGUGAUCAAUGGUUGUAAGGGGGAGAAUCGUGCAGAGCGUGAUUUUGUAUUGUGUGAUGUAUAUAUAUAUAUAUAACUCCGAAAGGAAAUGUCGGUGUAUUUAUUCACUGGAUGUUACGCAGAAGCAGCAAAUGAAAGCCGAGCUGACCGCGUCAUUACAACUCAAUGACUCUGUUUCAUAAAUAGUUUCAUAUAUAUCUCUUGUCUGAGAAGAAAAGGACGUGAUUAUUCAAGACUGAAAUAAACCUCGCGAAAUGACAGCGAUCAGGGAGCAGCCGAAGGACAUUCGCCUUUCCCUGAGAAAUGAAGAAAUCUCUCUUUGGCUGAACUUCGCCUUUCGUCUGUACCUCUGCUAAUCAUCUUUGUUGGUCGGUCAGGGUUCAGAGGUCCGCGCCAGGCCUCUUGCUCCCUUAUGCACCUUAUUAAACCUACGGGCCGCCUAUGGGCUAGGGUCCAGUAUCUGCCACUUUGUAAUGAAAGUCGUCUUAUGAAACGCAACAUAUUUAUAAUUCUCUAGUUGGAUAUUUAUUGUAGCUGUUCUGCGUCCCGGUGACGAUAAGAAAAAUAUAGUACACGAUAUAAAA
Messenger RNA from Macrobrachium nipponense, 2145 nucleotides. Its product is annotated as arrestin homolog. Bases 102 to 1154 code for a protein of 350 amino acids. Gene Ontology annotation, molecular function: G protein-coupled receptor binding. Gene Ontology annotation, biological process: G protein-coupled receptor internalization; signal transduction. The transcript is spliced from 8 exons. The record is from RefSeq and is a predicted model, not a curated record. NCBI's taxonomy places the organism in Eukaryota, Metazoa, Arthropoda, Malacostraca, Decapoda, Palaemonidae. Gene Ontology annotation, cellular component: cytoplasm.